AUGGGACUCUCCAAAACCAACAGGAUCAUUAUCCUGCUUGUCAUUGACACUGCAUUCUUUUUCUUAGAGUUGAUCACUGGUUAUACCGUCCACUCGCUCGCUCUUGUCGCUGAUUCCUUUCAUAUGCUAAACGAUGUCUUGUCUUUAUGUGUUGGACUAUGGGCCGUCAAGGUUGCCAACCGCGAGACCAACUCGAAAAUGUACACAUAUGGCUGGCAACGGGCUGAAACCCUAGGUGCAUUGGUCAAUGGUGUUUUCUUGGUCGCUUUAUGCAUGUCGAUCUUCCUGGAAGCUAUUCAGCGAUUGGUGGAGCCCCAGGAAGUGCAGAACCCCAAGCUAGUCUGCAUCGUAGGUUGCUUUGGCCUUCUCUCAAACAUUCUGGGCCUGGCCCUCUUUCACGACCACGGGCAUGCUCAUGGCGGGCACGGACAUGGUGAUCACGGUCACGCCCAUGACGAAGACAUCGAGUCAGGUCACGCCGAUCACGACCACGGCCACAGUCAUCCCGAGGCUCCAUCGCAACAUGGCCUUCCACACCCAGCCACCGACCCCGCAUCUCCUUCUUGGAAGCGCCGUGGAGCUGACUCCCAAAGCCGCACCUCUCGACGAUACAGCACCUCCGGCCUGGCGAGUGUCGAGGACAUCUACGUUCAUCCCGCGACUAUGCGACAAGAUAUUAUUGCUGCUAGUCGGGGCUCCUUUGACGACGAAUCGUCCGACUCAGACAACCGUGAUGACGAAACUCCUACUGAGCGCUCUGGCCUCCUCCGUCAUCGAGAUCGCGCCUCAAACUACACCGAUCAAGAUGGGGGUCCGUUAAAGACCCCUGGUCACGUUGAGGACGACCUCCACAAGCAUCACAAUCACGCCCAACCCAAGCCCAAGGGCCAGAAGGGCGGUCACAGUCAUGAUCUGAACAUGCGCGGAGUCUUCCUCCACGUGAUGGGUGACGCUCUUGGCAAUAUUGGAGUGAUCGCCUCUGCGUUGGUGAUCUGGUUGACCGAUUACGAUUGGCGCUUCUACGUCGACCCGGGUAUUUCUCUGCUCAUCACCGUCAUCAUUCUUGCCUCUGCGAUUCCUCUGUGCAAGGCCGCGUCGCGAAUUCUACUGCAGGCUGCGCCGGCGGGCUUGAGCAUUGAUCAUAUCAAGGAAGAUAUUGAAGGACUUCCGGGUGUAAUUGGCUCACACCAUCUUCACGUGUGGCAGCUGAGCGAUACUAAGGUUGUGGCCUCGAUUCACAUACAAGUAGAUACGGAAAUCAAGGGUGAAGGAUCGGAGAGAUAUAUGCGUCUUGCUCGCCAAGUCCGACGGUGCCUCCAUGCCUACGGCAUUCAUUCCUCAACCAUUCAGCCAGAGUUUGCCCCCGAAAGCGAUACCGAAGAUGGGCCGCACCUGACCCAGGCAUCGUCGUCUCGAAUGGGCGCUGACGACGUGAACCCCAGCCCAGCUACCAGCCUGCGGGAUGGCGACUCCCAAGCCUGUCUCCUUGAGUGCGAUGACAAUUGCGCCCAAGGGGGUCAAUGCUGCCCCAAAAAGUGA
Messenger RNA from Penicillium longicatenatum, 1539 nucleotides. Its product is annotated as cation diffusion facilitator family transporter. The transcript has 4 exons. Gene Ontology annotation, biological process: zinc ion transmembrane transport; intracellular zinc ion homeostasis. Gene Ontology annotation, molecular function: zinc ion transmembrane transporter activity. The record is from RefSeq and is a predicted model, not a curated record. NCBI's taxonomy places the organism in Eukaryota, Fungi, Ascomycota, Eurotiomycetes, Eurotiales, Aspergillaceae. Bases 1 to 1539 code for a protein of 512 amino acids. Gene Ontology annotation, cellular component: membrane.